AUGACCAUUUUCAAAGAAAGAGUUUCUCUUUCAAGGACAUCCGGCCGCAGUGACCAAAAGCCACUGACCCCGGAAUGCCGGCCCCCGGGAGAGGGGGUGUCAGGAAGGCCCCCUCCCUGCCAGAUGGGCCUUGGGUCUGAGUCCCAGGGGUGGGGCUGCGCGGGAGGUUAUAAAACGGCUGCAGGGGGGAUGGAAGCUUCGCUUUCUCUUUGGAGAAGCUUCCUGCAGCGCAAACAGGAAAAUCACGGGAACGUGCAGAGUUGGGGACACAGGCCUCGGAUGGGGACACCUCGGGCCUUCUGCACCGGAGCUAGGAAGGCUGCUUCUCCCACACGGGACUUCCGUCUGCAUUUAAGGCACCUCGGUCCUGAGAGAGCUGCGUUCCCCAUGGUCCUCCUGUGGCUCACGCUGCUGCUGAUGCCCGGGCCCGGCCUCCUGCAAACCAACCAGAUGACAAAGCCCGCCAUCAGGAACUUAAGGGUGGAAGCCACAACUCAGACGUUGACAUGGGAUGUGGAUGGGAAUGUGACCGGUAUUCAGUGCCAGAAAGGUCCAGACUAUGGAAUACAUGCGAUGAGUGAUCGCUACUGCCAGUUCGAAGCCAUUUCCUUCUGUGAGGUGACCAACUACAGCGUCACGGCCGCCAGCCCGCCCUUCUCGGCCUGGAUCCUCUUCCCGGAGGCCGGUGGGAAUCCGCAGGCAGCCGCGCAGAACCUGACGUGCUGGCCUAGCGCCACUCCCCACGGCCGGCUGGCCACAAAAUACCCCUAUUUCCAGAGGCGGAAUCCGACCGAGUGGGGUCGGUUGCUGCGGGAAUACUACACAGGCCUCGCGAGGAUGUCCAUGACACAGUGGCCAAUGUCGCGCACCCCACGGGGGAGUGUGGCUCAGGAACGCUUACGGCAGAGGAG
Messenger RNA from Saimiri boliviensis boliviensis (Bolivian squirrel monkey), 911 nucleotides. The record is from RefSeq and is a predicted model, not a curated record. Lineage: Eukaryota; Metazoa; Chordata; Mammalia; Primates; Cebidae.